CGCUGGGCCCGCCUCGGCCGCCGCCGCCGCCGCCGCGCCGCCACCGGUGAAUGAUCUCGGCGGCCGCGGGCGGCCCCGGCUAGCGGCCACCAGCUACUUCUGCGGCUGCCCACGGGAGCGAAGGUCGCCGGGCCCGUGUUGUCCUCCCCUCCGCCCCCUCCGGAGGGGCGAGAGGGCGCCGCGGCUGUGGCAGACAUACACUUUCAGGAAAUGGCCUCUAAAUCUUGGCUGAAUUUUUUAACCUUCCUCUGUGGAUCAGCAAUAGGAUUUUUUUUAUGUUCUCAGUUAUUUAGUAUUUUGUUGGGUGAACGGGAUGACACUCAACCUAAUAUUCUUCAUAAUGAUCCUCACGCUAGACAUUCAGAUGAUACUGGACAGAAUCAUCUAGAAGGUCAAAUGAACUUCAAUGCAGAUUCUAGCCAACAUAAAGAUGAAAACACAGACAUCGCUGAAAACCUCUAUCAGAAAGUUAAAAUUCUUUGUUGGGUUAUGACAGGCCCUCAAAAUCUAGAGAAAAAGGCCAAACACGUCAAAGCCACAUGGGCCCAGCGAUGUAAUAAAGUGUUAUUUAUGAGUUCAGAAGAAAAUAAAGACUUCCCUACUGUGGGAUUAAAAACCAAAGAAGGCAGAGAUCAGCUGUACUGGAAAACAAUUAAAGCUUUUCAGUAUGUUCAUGACCAUUAUUUAGAAGAUGCUGAUUGGUUUAUGAAAGCUGAUGAUGAUACAUAUGUAAUACUAGACAACUUAAGAUGGCUUCUUUCAAAACAUGACCCUGAACAACCCAUUUAUUUUGGAAGAAGAUUUAAGCCCUAUGUGAAGCAAGGUUACAUGAGUGGAGGAGCUGGGUAUGUACUAAGCAAAGAAGCCUUGAAGAGAUUUGUUGAUGCAUUUAAAACAGAGAAAUGUACACACAGUUCCUCAAUCGAAGACUUAGCACUGGGAAAAUGCAUGGAAAUUAUAAACGUAGAAGCUGGAGAUUCCAGAGAUACCACUGGAAAAGAAACUUUUCAUCCCUUUGUACCAGAGCACCACUUAAUCAAAGGUUUUCUACCCAGAACUUUUUGGUACUGGAAUUACAACUAUUAUCCUGCUAUAGAGGGUCCUGGUUGCUGUUCCGAUCUUGCAGUUUCUUUUCACUAUGUUGAUUCCACAACUAUGUAUGAAUUAGAAUACCUCGUUUAUCAUCUUCGUCCAUAUGGUUAUUUAUAUAGAUAUCAACCUGCCUUACCUGAGAAUAUUCUAAAGGAAAUAAGUCAAUUAAACAAGAAUUAAGAUCCGAAAGUAAAAUUAGGAAACCGUUAAAAAAAAUAAACAAUGAAUCCAGGUAAAAUGGUCUAGCAUUGCACUGAAGAAGGACUUUGCUGCAUUUCUGACAUAAAACCCUGAAAUCCCACUGAGGAAAUCAUUCUUCUAACUGAACAUUCCAUUUAGAAAUCUUUCAAAUGAAUGACUGCAAACUGAAGCUUUAAGUGAGCUGUGAAGUCUGUUAAAAUGUGUUUUGAUACAGUAAUAUAUAAAUAUAUAUGUGAAAAAAACUUGUGUUUCUAAAAUGGUAACAGAUAGACCAGAAAAGAGAUUUUUUUGCCUAUUCCCAACCAUGUGUAUUAUUGUCACUGAGAAACUAAAACAGCUAAAUUUGCUAUACCUGCACUGCAUCAUGGUAGUAAUACCCAAUGCUAAACAGAUCUGCCUUAAAGAAAUUUUUAGAAGGAAAUAUUGCUACUCAAUAUUAUUUAUAAGUUCAUUUGCAAUGUGAUAUAAAUGAAUGGGCCACACACACACUUACCUAAUUAAAUUUUUUCUGUGGUUAUUUGUAAUUGGCAGUAUUUCUUCAAGAAGAAGGUAGAUAGAGUAAGAAUAGCACUUUUCUACAGUGCAUUAAUAAUAACACAUUUUGAAGUUCUCAUGGGACCUGAUAUAUACUUGGUUCUCAUUAAUCCUUUUACCAAGUUCCUGUUGUCUCUUUUUUCACUGUUAACCACUCUUAAAUAUCAUUCUCCACUACUAGUAUUUAUUUACUCAAAGCUAUAAUAGCAUUCUAUAAACAUGCAUUUUCAAAUACUUUGUUUUUCAGCUUUACCCAUUGUUAAUUAUGGGUACUUAAUAAAUAGUAAAUUUAAUGCUAUUUUGGCAUGCUUUUCUUCUGUCAUUGCCACUCUCAGGAAUUACUAAGUGACAUUGUUAAUUGAUUAUUUAAACCUCUAUCCAACUACAUAAUUGUUAUUCCUUUCAUUCUCUUUCUGCUGAUGAAUGAGAACUUGUUUGUGCCUUUCAUAACUUAUUUUAAAAUUGAGUUUUAGGUCUGAGGUGGCUGUUAUGCUGGCAAAAUAUUUCAAAUGUAGAUUUUGACCAGAGUUGAUUAAAACCACUAGAAAAUGUUAUUUUCCAAAUGUUAUUAAAAUGUUACUUUAAAAAAGUAAAUGCUUAAUUUAUGAAUAAUAACCUGGAAUUUGAUGCUGACUUACUAUUUGGGGUAAUUGCCUUGCCAAUGAUAAUUCUAACAAAAAAGACAACUUAUUCAAGUCUGCUGUCAAACAUAUAUUUACAAAUAUUCUAGUUUUAGUUAUUUUCUGUUUAAAGAGUUUCUAGUGGGUAGGGAAAAAUAUUUAACUUUUGUUGUCUUCAGCAAUACUGAGUGUCUAACAAUAUUUAUCAGAAUGUUUUACAGAUUUUUCUAUAUGAUUAUUUUAAAUGCAGCAUAUAGUUUGCAUUUCUUAUGAUAAUUUUACGUACUUGGUAUACGAUUGAUUCCAUGCUUGGAUAAAUAACUUACAUUUGUUGUGCCAAAACAUAUCAAAAGCCUUGACUUCUUUGGAUAGUGUAUUUUUGAGGAUGCUCAUUUCAAUGGCUAAUUAUGGUUCCCUCUGUCCAUAUAGUGAAAACACCAAUUUACCUAUUAAAAUUGUUCUUUGUUGUUUUCAUGAUAAUGUCAUCUGCCAUAAUUUCAAUGUAUCCAUUCUUUUCUAUGAGCAACUUUUUACUAUGGUUUAGCAUGGAUUUAUCUGUGUUCCAUAUAUGAUACCCUUCUUAACUAGAAGCAUGAAUGGCUUAUAAAAUAACGUCCCUAAAAAACAGAACAUUUGCUUAAUAGGAAAUAAAUGCAGUGAUGAAUCCUGGGCUCUGGAGUCAAACAGCCUAGUUUUUAAAUUCACUUACCAGUUUGUAAUCUGGAACAAUUUACUUAAGGUCUCUCUGCCUCAAUUUCCCCAUUUGUAAAUUAGGGAUAAUAAUACUGCCUACCUCACAGGAAUUUUAUGAGGAUUACAUAAGAGACUAUCUAUAAGGCCUUUUGAAUAUUGGCCCAGAAGAAUGUAAGUAUUUGAUAUAAAUGAAUGAAAUUAUCAGAUUAGAUACUAAAGGACGUAUUUUUUACAUUUCUUACAAUAGCUAGUAUUCAUCCAGUGCCUAUUUAUACCAGGGACUGUGCUUAUUCUGUGUACAGUAUUUAAUCCUCACAAAUUAAGUAUUAUUCCCAUAAUGAAGAAACUGAGGCUUAGAGAUAUAAAGUAGCUUUUCCACUGUUACAGAACUAGAAAGUAACAUGACUAGAAUUUGUACUCAAAGCCUGUGUAUUCAUUUGUAUUAUGUCAGCUUUGGAGUUAGUCAUUCAGCACUGUUUUUCUUUUUAAACAUAUGACAUAUGGCAUCUGAUCCUAUUAGCCAGUAAUAGGGUAAUCAGUCAAAUUGUCAUAGUGAGUGUUAAAUUGUGGUUCUCAUAUUCUUUCCUGGGGGCGUGUUUAAAUGAAGGUCUUAAGAUUUCCAAGCCCAGAAGUUCUGAUUUAGCAUGGGUCCAGGAAGAUGCACUCUUGCCAGACACAACAAGGGGUAGGGAACCUUUUUCUCUCAAGGGCCAGUUGGGUAUUAUAACAUUUAUUCAUAGGCCAUACAAAUUUUAUCAAUCCAGGCAGAUAGGCUGAGGGAAGCCAGUGAAAAAUCAUAUAUGUAUCCCUCUUCAUGUAUAAAAUGAUUUUGUGGGCUUAAUGUAGCCUAUGAGCCUCUGCCUUCAAGGAGCAUAACCUGGGAACAUAUUGGAAACGGAACUCCUCUUCAGCUCUCUACCCAGACGUACCCGAUCUGAAACUCCAAGGCAGAGGUAUAUUUAAACAGGCCCUGUGUAUGAGGUUUAUUCAUCUUAGUUCAAGAACCACUGUCCAACUACCUACAUGGUUCUGGUGCAAAUAGUCUUUGGAACAUGCUCAAGAUUACUGUCCCAUGAUGAGAGGUAAAUUUAAAGACUUAAAACAUGUUUUAAAAUCAGUAGUCUAGGGUCAAACUAUUAAUUUGUCAAUGGGUCAUUUAUUUUUGCAAAAAUUCUUCAGACUUUCUAGCUAAUAUCUGUGAAAUCUGUAAUUUUCCAAGAUUAGAAAUUUCACAUCUGUCAAGAAGGGUUUAUUAAUUAUUAAUAAAUUCAUUCUUUAAUAAUGUAGGUCUCACCCCAAAUGUCAAAUUUUAUAACUUAACAAAAUGCUGUUUUACAGUAUGGCAGAAUAUGUUUUGCCAAUUCAUACUAUCAAUUCAAAUCUAUCACUUUGAAGCAUCAUUUGUUCUAUAAGAUCUAAUAAAGCAAAAAAAAUCAAAUAUUUCAUCGAGCAAAUUAAGAAAGACCUCACAGUGAUAAUUAUUUCUUUUAGAUUAAGAUCUCUGUCAUUUGGAAAAACGAUUUCAAUAUGAUCCUAAAACAGAAAUCUUAAUGUCUUAUGUUCUCUAGUAACAGUAUAUUUACAUGUUCUAAUGAGUCCAUAAAUACAUCUCUUUUCAAAUACCUUACAUUUCAGGUGUUUUGUUACUCUAGUAAAAUUAGAAAAUAAAUCAUUGACCAAUUAUAUCAUGUUUUUAACAUGGUAAUUGGACUUGAGCUUUACAUUUGUUUGCUUGUUAUUUUCAUAAUUGAUUCUUGAGUGUUGGUUUCACUUCCUUGAACCUACCAAUCUAUAUUACCAGAUUGAGGCCCUACUGUACUUGAGAGACUCCCUCACUUGUUUGACCACAUCAUCGCUAAGCCAUUAUUCUUCACUUAAAUUUCCAGAUCAUUAGAUCUUUAUUCUGUCUUUGACAAUGUCUGUUGCUUUGUACUUACUGCUUUUAUUUCUUAUAACUAAUGUUUUCUAACUACUCUUAAUGCUGUCUUUUUAAGGUUAAUUUGGCUGUUUUUAGUUAUUAGAAUUUGUAUCACUUGCUGACAAUUUUAUAUUACUAAAUUUAGGUUUCCCUAGGGGAUUAAAAGUCUUAAGAAUAAUGUCUGCUAGGGAUUCUUGCCCUACUUAAGAAACUACAAUUUUCAACUAAUCUAUGUCUACAGUUACUAAAGGAAAUAGUUAUUUGGGUCCUCACCACUCAGCUUCCUCUUGAAAACAAAAACCAAACUCAUUUGGCUUUGUUUCUCCAUUUACAUAUUAGAAACAUGUACAGUAAAUCUUGGGUGACAACCUGUGGUAUUUUCUAUUGAUUUAACAGUGAUUUGUGUUUAUUAUCAGAGUUGAUAGAGAAAUUUUAGCACAAGUGAAUUAAGAGUUUCUCCAAAUUCUCUUCAAAGAAACCAACUCUAAAACUAGUUUUAGAGUUGAGGUGUGCUCUGUUUCAAUUUUCUUACCUCUUGUUUCCAGAUUAUAAAUUAGAAUCAUUUUGCAGGACCCUACAAAUUUAUAAUCUACAGGAAGUAUGUCAUUAGAGGGAAACUAAUCUUACUGCUAAGCAGUGUAUUGUACUAUACAGUGAAUGUUUGUGUUUUGGAAUUUAAAAAUUAUUUAAAGUAAUAGUGUUGUGAAUGAUUUUUAAAUGUCUGGUGAGUUGCUUAUUUUAAGUGAUCACCAUUAAAGUUAGAAAAAUGUUAUUUCUAAAUGUUUUUUUAAAGUGCCUUUUAAAAAAUUUUUAAUGAUGGAUUUAAAAACUGCAUAAAAUAAAUUACUGUGUUCAAA
Molecule: messenger RNA, 5915 nt
Organism: Perognathus longimembris pacificus (Pacific pocket mouse)
Lineage: Eukaryota; Metazoa; Chordata; Mammalia; Rodentia; Heteromyidae
Gene: C1galt1
Product: core 1 synthase, glycoprotein-N-acetylgalactosamine 3-beta-galactosyltransferase 1
Exons: 4
Coding region: 211-1272 (353 amino acids)
Cellular component (GO): membrane
Molecular function (GO): N-acetylgalactosaminide beta-1,3-galactosyltransferase activity
Source: RefSeq, a predicted model, not a curated record